AAUUCCUCCUGGCGUUCUGCUUCACUUCCCUGCCACCUUUGUUAUCACAGCCGCUCUGAUUUUGUUUAGUCUACGGACACCGAUAGCACUGUAUUCAAUGAGCUUCGAGUUAGGGGAUACAAGAUGCAUUUCACUGUAACCAAGGAGGUGGGCUGGGAGGCGGAUGAUGGAAGGGAGGACCUAAAGCCGAACCUCGGAGUCAAAAAGCGAUACCGCCUCAUCCUCGACUUUUCCCGGCGCUCCUCGAAGGCCAAAGGUGGCACUAGCAAGGCCCCCCCUCCCGAGUCCGAGGCGGAGGAAGAGGACUCAAUCUAUCUCAACGAGGAUGCCAACUUCCACCCCCGCCACCAUUAUUGCUACAACUGCGAGGCGCUCCGGUCCGCCCAGUAUCAUCAGGACUUCCCCCUGAGGGGCGGCAAGCCCCCCAGGCCCAGUCUCUGCGCCCACUGCCGCUUUCAUCGGAAAUCAAGACUCGCCAAUGAGUCCCAGCAUGGCAGACGCCGCCGCAGGGCCUCCGACCCCGAACCCCGUGGCGAUGAGCGGGAGUGGUGCGCCAACUGCGGCACCCUCCGCUCCAACAAGUACCAUGACAAGCUCCUGUCCGGCAAGGUGGCCCCUUGGCACGAGGUUUGCGGCCGGUGUGUGAUCAACAUGGUGAAGAAGAAGAACCGUGACCGGCUGUGGUACUACGAGUUGGCCGCGGCCGGCCGGGGCGAGGAGGAUAGGGACGACCCCCUGAGGGACAGCCUCCAGCACCGCCGGAGUAGCCCGUACGUUUUCACCCCGGUUUCCUCUCGUGAUGGGAGCAAUGUUGUCUCCGCUGCGACUUCGGCGUCGGGCCCUCGGAAUGGAUUCGAGCAGGCAAAAGACCCGAAACACGGCAUAUCGCCCCUUGCCACGACCCGUGCCCGUGAGGGAAUGUCCGGCCCAUCCCCGAGUACGAGCAGGGCCCCAGAACGGCCCCAAGCCAACAACAUCCGGAAGGUUACCGUCGAGAACCCUACUUCGGAAGAUGACCGCUCCCACGUGCCGAGGAGCGGUCAAGUGCGCCGGAGAGGUCGGGAGGCCCAACAACCCCAGCAGCAAGCGAAGUCUCGCGAGGCGCCUCCCCGCCCCGCUAUGUCAGGCAAUACCAAGCGCAAAGAGGCGUAUGAGCAGCCCAGGCGUCAACAACCGAGUAAGCCGACACAUGGGCGGCCGAAGAACACGCAGGCUCGUGAGGAGUCCCGCAGAGCAGCAGCCAGCAGCAGCAGGGGAAGUGUUGAGCUCCCCCAGGAGGGACGGGAGCUGCGUGAUUACUUCCGGCCGCCACAUCUGGAGGAGCACUUUAAGCGGCAGACUCAGCCGAAGACGAGGCCUCACGAGCCUCGCCACAAGCCUGUGCCAGCCCCGACCCCGACCGCCACCCCCAGCUCCCCGCAGAAGCAGGAGCCGUACGAGACGCGGGAUUACUUCAGGCUCCCCAACCCAAAGCGGCCGCUUCAACCGGGCGAGAAGCCCGCCACGGCUCCCGAGCCCAAGCAGCGCCACGAGCCGGGUGAGUCUCGCGAGCGCCAGUCCACUCGCCACAACCACCGGAAGCGUGUGUCCAUGUCAUCCAUGCAAUCCCCCGUGGCCCCGGCCGCCGAGCCGGUUUACUUCAAGUGCCCGCUGCCCGCCAGCGCCCAGGCGCAGAAGCCGAAGCCGAAGCCCAAGCCGGAUCCCAGACCGACUCACCCCGCCAACCCGCUCCCCAACCGUCGCAAGCCCGAUUCCGAGUCCAAGACCCGCCCCGAGCAGUCGCAGCCACGCCAGCAGCAGCAGCAGAAGGAGCAGCAGCCCCACAAAGAGAAGCCGAGCCGCCCGAUGGGCAUCUCCGACAUGUACUGGUCCUCAGAGCACGGCCGGGCGGAGCAGACCUUCACGGCAGCCGGUAUCUUCUUCCCCGACGCAGCACACGACGGCGGUGUCACCAGGGAUGCGGCGGAUCCCUGCCACCCUGGCACCAAUACUCCUACCGGCGGUAACGGCAGCAACAGCGACAAGAGCAGCAACAAUAGCGGAAACGACCGCAACGGCAGCAGAGACGGCAACAGAACCCGCAACAGAAGCAGCAGUCACAACGAUACAGACAACAACACCCACUGCCCACCCACCCCCACCACGGACGAGCCCGCCAGAACGAUGCCGAUGCCCGACUUUGGCCACGUCUUCCGCGCGUCGAUGGGACACAUGGCUACCGCAGAGCCCGCCGGUUUUGAGAAGGACGAUUAUUGUAACCAGAUCUGGGAGGUGGAUUCUGACGAGGCGGAGGAGAUUGAGGAGGGGCGUGCGCGGUUGCUUGGGGAGGAUGAGGAUGGUGUGAAUAAGGAUUGUUAUGGGAGAGGAGUGAGGAAGGGUUGGAGUUGAUUGUGAGGUCCUGUCGUUGGGGUAGGGUUCUUGUUUGGUUGUUAGGAUGGUUGGGAUGGCUGGCUUUUGUUGGGGAGGGG
Chaetomium fimeti is the source of this 2468-nucleotide messenger RNA. RefSeq lists its product as uncharacterized. NCBI's taxonomy places the organism in Eukaryota, Fungi, Ascomycota, Sordariomycetes, Sordariales, Chaetomiaceae. The transcript is spliced from 2 exons. Bases 124 to 2388 code for a protein of 754 amino acids. The record is from RefSeq and is a predicted model, not a curated record.